Brassica oleracea var. oleracea is the source of this 1546-nucleotide messenger RNA. Its product is annotated as 3-dehydroquinate synthase homolog. The record is from RefSeq and is a predicted model, not a curated record. The transcript has 10 exons. The coding region runs from base 60 to 1346 and encodes 428 amino acids. NCBI's taxonomy places the organism in Eukaryota, Viridiplantae, Streptophyta, Magnoliopsida, Brassicales, Brassicaceae. Gene Ontology annotation, molecular function: 3-dehydroquinate synthase activity; oxidoreductase activity. Gene Ontology annotation, biological process: aromatic amino acid biosynthetic process.
UCCAACACAAACCCUUCACGAGAGAAAGUGAAGUAAAAGAUCGGAACAGACAAGGGUUAAUGGCUUUGCCUUUGGUCUCCUCUGUUUCUUACAUCCAAUCUUCUUCAACCCAACUCCAUUGUUUCCCACUACGAAAAGAAAGAUUGGGACUUUAUAGAUUACCAUCGUGGAGCUCUCAUCACAGUUCGAUUAGACUUAUUAGCAAAAGAACGUUUCCUCAGAGAUUGGCUGUGAGAAUGUCUGCAUCAACUUUGCCUAUGAAUCUUCACCGAACAAAGAAGGUUUGGAUAUGGACUGAGUGCAAAGAAGUGAUGACUACUGCAGUGGAACGAGGGUGGAACACUUUUGUCUUCUCAUCAGAUAAUCUUCAACUUUCUGAUGACUGGUCAUCGGUUGCUCUGGUGGAUACAUUGUUUAUUGAUGAGAGGCAAGUUACUGACGGAACGGGGAAAGUUGUGGCUGCUGUCUUUGAGGUUUCAACACCUGAGGAGCUACAGAUGCUUAAGAUUGAGAAUGAGCAGACGGAGAAUAUUGUUCUUGGUCUUUUAGACUGGAAGUCAAUCCCAGCAGAGAAUCUAGUGGCGGCUCUCCAAGGAAGUGAGAAGACGGUGUUUGCCAUUUCAAGUACUCCCUCUGAAGCAAAACUAUACCUUGAGGCUUUAGAGCACGGUCUCGGCGGAAUCAUACUUAAAACAGAAGAUGUCAAAGCUGUUCUUGACCUAAAGGAUUACUUUGACAAAAGGAGCGAAGAAAGUGAUACGUUAAGCUUGACUGAAGCAACUAUAACUCGGAUUGAAAUGGUCGGUAUGGGAGACAGAGUCUGUGUUGAUCUUUGCAGCCUCAUGAGACCCGGUGAAGGUCUUCUUGUAUGUUUGCCUGUUGGAUCCUUUGCUAGAGGACUCUUCUUGGUUCACUCAGAGUGCUUGGAGUCUAAUUACAUUGCAAGCAGACCAUUUAGAGUCAACGCUGGACCAGUUCAUGCUUAUGUCGCUGUUCCAGGAGGGAAGACUUGUUACCUCUCCGAGUUAAGGACGGGGAGAGAGGUGAUCGUUGUUGAUCUGAAAGGAAAACAGCGGACAGCAGUUGUCGGGAGAGUUAAAAUAGAGAAGCGCCCUCUUAUCCUCGUGGAGGCUAAGCUUAGUGGAGAGGAGGAUGAAACGAGUUAUAGCAUCAUCCUACAAAAUGCGGAAACAGUAGCACUAGUCACUCCUCAUCAAGUAAAAUCAUCUGGGAAUACUGCUGUUCCUGUGACCUCGCUGAAACUUGGGGAUCAAGUUUUGAUUAGGUUACAGGGCGGCGCACGCCAUACUGGCAUAGAGAUUCAAGAAUUCAUAGUCGAGAAUUGAUUCAGACUUUCGGCUAACACUCAGACAUCAAAUAAAAUGUAUUCAUAGUGUUAUGAAGCGCCGCAAAUUACAUUCCAAGAAAAAAAACAACAGGGAGAAUUUGAUUGAGACAAAACACAUGUUUUUGAGUUUUUAUUUAGGGAUGUGAAUAAUUAACUUACAAUUCUAUGUGCGCAUAAAUAAUCCUCAAAAUUUUAAUU